AUUCAUGCUCAGAGCUGAAGCCUUGCUUGAAGGUCAACAUGGGAUUUGAUAACGAGUGCAUAGUGAAUAUUCAAUCUCUUGCUGGAGAGUACUUCUGUCCCGUUUGUCGCCUGCUUGUGUUUCCAAAUGAAGCUUUGCAGUCACAAUGUACUCAUUUAUACUGCAAGCCGUGUUUGACGUACGUUGUGAGCACUACUAGGGCUUGCCCGUAUGAUGGUUACUUGGUCACUGAGGCGGAUUCCAAGCCUCUGACGGAGUCAAAUAAGACACUUGCUGAAACUAUUGGAAAAAUAGCAGUUCAUUGUCUAUAUCAUAGGAGCGGAUGCACAUGGCAAGGAACUUUGUCUGAGUGUACAUCUCAUUGUUCUGGAUGUGCUUUUGGUAGUUCUCCUGUUGUUUGCAACAGGUGUGGGAUCCAAAUAGUGCAUCGCCAAGUACAAGAACACGCACAAACUUGUCCUGGUGUGCAAGGUCAGGUGCAACAGGCGGCCAUUACCCAAGAUCCUUCAGCCACUAAUGCUGCCACUAUUGCUUCUACUGAUCAAAACCAGGCUGCUGCUCCUGUUGGAGCAAUGGCUUCACAAGCUCUGACUUCUCAAACUGCUGCUACAGCUACUGCACCUGGGCAGGUUUCAAAUCAGCUAUCCAACCCAUCUUCUCAAAAUCAAGCUUUAGUUCAAACUGUUGUGCAGCCAACUGCAGAGCAAUGGUAUCAGCAGCAACAAUAUCAACAAUACUACCAGCAAUACCCUGGACAAGACCCAUAUCAACAGCAGUAUCAACAUUACUACCCCUAUCAACAGUCUGUAGUUCCACAAUACCAGCAGGCCUAUGGCCAGCCCCAACCCCAGCCCCAGGCCCAACCCCAACCCCAACCUCAGCCCCAGGCCCAAACCCAACACCAAUCUCAGCAUCAACUUCAACCACAGCCUCCGGCACAAGGACUGUCUCAACCGCUUUCACAUAUUCCAGCUCCUGCGACCCCACAGGCUCAGAUGCAAGUUCACCAACAACCACAGCAGCUUCAACCUGCUGUACAGCCACAUGGUCAGAUGAGUCUCCCACCAGGCCACGGUCAAGCUCUCCCUCAGUCUCAGCCCCAGACUUAUCCUUACCCACAAGUUCAGCCUCAAUCUGUCCAACCUCAACCCCAACAACAUAUGCAAAUGCCUCCUUAUCAGCAGCCUCAUCCUCAAACACAGCAUUCACAGCCUCAAAUUCAACAAUCAGUUCAGAAGUAUCCUGUUCCUCAAACUCAAGUUUAUCCACAACUGCAACCUAAUGCUCCAGUUCAACAUCUUUCCCAGCCCCAAAUGCAUCCUCAUCAACCCCUGACUCCUAAUGUCCAGCCUCAAGUGCAAAAUGCAUCGUCACAUGCGGUGACAGGUCAUAACUCGUAUCCCCAACCUCUGCCUCACCAGAAUAUGCAGCCGGGAGCCCCUCAACAUACUAUGCACAUGCAUCCUCAAAGUGGGCCUCAACACCAGGCCCAGCAUCCUAUCCAGGGGCAGAAUCAGUUUCCUCAGCAAACCCCAAUGAUGCGUCCAACUCAAUCACAUGCUAUGUUUCCUAAUCAGCAACAGCCUGUUCAAGGCCAAAGUACCCCUUCUUUGCAACAGCAGCCAGUGUAUACUCAUAAUCAACAACCUGGCCAAAUCAACCAACGUCCUAUUUUGCAACCAGGUCAACAAAUAUUGCCUCAGCAACCAUUUGCACAACACCAGAUGCCUAUGGCAUCUUAUUUACGACCCCAAGGUUCAGCACAAUCUUUUCCCAAGCAUGGUUAUCCACAGUCACAGGGUAAUACUGCACUAGCAAAUAGCGCUCAGCAAAGUCUAUCUCAAAAUGCUGUAGGAAGGCCUUUAAAUCCCAAUCAUGCAGGGCACAAACAGCCAUUUGCACAAUCUGCCAAUACCAUUCCAGUUAGACCAGGGCAAAAUGGUGCUAGCUACCUGCCUGAAAAUCAGAAUUUGUUGGUUGGGACCAAUAAUCGACUACAAUCUGAAUCUAGGGUACCAGAACCGAUUGAAAGGCAAGGUGAUGUCGUUGAGCAACAAACUGACUCUGCCUCCGGUAAGCUUGGUAAAAUUUUUAAGGAUUUGGACACACUUUCUGGAUCAGGAAAUGGGUUGAAAUCUGAAAAAGUUGAAACAGAUUUGAAACCAAUUGAGAUUGGGAAUAAGCAAAAUAGUGAAGAUCCACACUCUGUGAAGACUUUAGGCCCAAAUGCCAAUACAUUAGAUAAUGGUGAUUCAGUGAAUAAGAAUCUUGGGAAGGGAGAGGCUGCUGAAAGCACUUGGAAGCCUUUAAGUGGUAAUAAAUCAGGCAGUACAAUGCCUGGGAUUCAAAAUGAUAGUAAUGAGCAUUCUGUUGUCCAAGGCAAUGAGAUUCAAGAUGGACCUCCGCUGAAGAUAGAGACAAAUCUCUCUGAGUCAGAGGCUGAUAAACUGCGUAAUGAUGAUACAUGUAUUCCAAGACCUCCUUCUAGUGUUGACAAUCCAAUACCAGCUGUUCAGCAACCAACGAUAAAUUAUGGGCCUGCUGCUGUCCAGCAGAAGUCUUCUGCAAUGUUAGCAUCACAAUUGCCACAUCCAGCAGCAAAUCAGCCACUUUCUGCGAGGCACUCUUCAACUCUUAUCAGGAAUCAUGGACCUGCCCAUGCUCUUCAGUCGGGACAGCCCUUAACAGAGAAUUUUCAGCCAACCAUGUUCAAGCAACCGCAGGGUUCUGACAUCCAGUUUAAUACUCCAGGGCGAAACUUUCAACCUCAGUCUCUUGGACCCCCGGGGCCACAUAACCAAGUCCAUGAUCCUCCUUUCCAUGCUGGAGCAUCCAAUUUGUCUCGUUUUGGCGGGCCACAGUUCGGUGCACCACCUCCUGGUGAUAUGCAUAGUGGAAUAACAGCCAACUUACCACCACAUGCUCCUGAAGGUUUUGGUUUGCAUGAUGAAAGGUUCAAAUCUUUCCAGGUUCCAAGUCAACAAAAUAUUGAUCGAAGAGAGUUUGAAGAUGAUCUCAAGAAAUUCUCUAGGCCACCUUUGGAUGCUGAUCCGGUUUCUAAAUUUGGAAAUUAUUCAUUAGGUCCACAUGAAGCUGGAAAGAGACCGGUUGGUUUUCAUGAUGAUGCCUUUAAGAAAACAGGUUAUCCUGGACUAGGUCCUGGUUAUGGGAGACAUCAUGUGGAUGGAAUGGCUCCCAGGAGUCCUGUUAGUGAAUAUGCUGAGAUGAAUCCCCGGAGAUUGGGGCCACUCUCCGGUGGUCUUGUUAGUAAGUCGGAUAUAGAUGAUUUUGGUGGCAGAGCUGCACAUCGUUUUGGUGAGUCAGUUGGCAUUGCAUUCCGUGAUAGUCGGUUUCCACAUCUGCCUAGGCAUUUGCAUAGAGAUGAGUUUGAGGGUUUUCGUAAUUUUCGAAUGGGGGAACAUCCAAGGAGUGGUGAUUUCAUCGGUCAAGACGAAUUUGCUGGCCAUUUUCGAAGGGGUGAACAUUUGGGUUCGCAUAAUUUUCCUAGACAUUUGCAGCUUGGAGAGCCUAUUGGUUUUGGUCCCCAUCCUGGUCAUAUGCGAGCAGUUGAACUUGGUGGUUCUCGAAAUUUUGAAUCUUUCAGCAAAGGAAACAGGGCCGGUCAUCCGCAGCUUGGUGAGCCUGGGUUCAGGAGCAGCUUUUCCCUUCCAGGAUUUCCUAAUGAUGGUGGAUUUUUAACAGGAGAUAUCAGGUCGUUGGAUAAUAUGAGGAGAAGGAAGGCUGCUAGCAUGGGGUGGUGCCGGAUAUGUAAAGUUGACUGUGAAACGGUUGAAGGUUUGGAUUUGCAUUCUCAAACAAGGGAGCACCAGAAGAUGGCCAUGGAUAUAGUUAAAACAAUCAAACAAAAUGCGAAGAAACAGAAAUUAAUACCCAGUGAACAAUCCUCAGUUGAAGAUGGAAACAAGACAAGGAAUACUGGUUUUGAGGGUCGUGGAAAUAAGUAUUGAGUAGUUGUGGUUUGUUGUAAAUCUGAAAUGCUCUCCUGCAGUUUUCAUCAAAAGGUUGCUGCCAUCAAGUUAAAGGAUACGUUUUUCAGAUGUGAAGUACGUGGCAAUAAGGCCCUUUCCAUUGGGCACUUGCCUUUGCUGCACUAGCAAACUUCUAGGCUAUUUUGUUUUGGUGAUCCAGAUUGCCUAUUUAAUUAGCGAACAGCCUGAAUCUUGCUACAAUCACUUGAAAUGUGCAGGAAUUGUGCUGCUUUGGUGAUUCCCACGAUUCUUAUUACAGAAAAAAAUAAAUUUGUUGCAACUGACCUGCCCAGUUGAUGCAUGAAACCAUAUUGCUUAGUCCUCCCCUCCCUCAUUCUUUGACAUUUUUUUUUUAAAUAUAAGAAUGGUGUAG
Gastrolobium bilobum is the source of this 4362-nucleotide messenger RNA. RefSeq lists its product as uncharacterized. Lineage: Eukaryota; Viridiplantae; Streptophyta; Magnoliopsida; Fabales; Fabaceae. The transcript is spliced from 7 exons. Bases 39 to 3968 code for a protein of 1309 amino acids. The record is from RefSeq and is a predicted model, not a curated record.